Messenger RNA from Apis laboriosa (Himalayan honeybee), 2002 nucleotides. It is a transcript of the gene Pgi, whose product is annotated as glucose-6-phosphate isomerase. Gene Ontology annotation, biological process: glycolytic process; gluconeogenesis; glucose 6-phosphate metabolic process. NCBI's taxonomy places the organism in Eukaryota, Metazoa, Arthropoda, Insecta, Hymenoptera, Apidae. The coding region runs from base 94 to 1767 and encodes 557 amino acids. The record is from RefSeq and is a predicted model, not a curated record. Gene Ontology annotation, cellular component: cytosol. The transcript has 11 exons. Gene Ontology annotation, molecular function: monosaccharide binding; glucose-6-phosphate isomerase activity; carbohydrate derivative binding.
AUGAAUGAAUGCAGUUUAUAAAUCGUUGAUCAUAGAAACGUAUUUGGAUUUGUGAUUAACAGCGCGGUUUUCUUAAAUUAAAAAAAAAGAAAAAUGAAACCAAAACUACAAUUAACAUCCGAAGUAGCAUGGACUAAAUUGCAACAAUAUUUUUCCACAAAUGGUUCAAAAAUCAAAAUAUAUGAUCUUUUUCAACAAGAUCCAAAACGCUUUGAAAAUUUUAGCUUAGAAAUUUCUACUCCUGAAGAUGGACCAAUUUUACUUGAUUAUUCUAAAAAUCGUCUUACUAAAGAAGCAUUGCAAUUAUUAUUGGAAUUGGCAAAAGCACGUGAAAUAGAAGCUGCAAGAGAUGCUAUGUUUAAAGGAGAAAAAAUUAAUUUUACAGAAAAUAGAGCAGUUUUACAUAUUGCUUUACGUAAUAGACUUAAUAAACCGAUAUUGGUUGAUAAUAAAGAUGUAAUGCCAGAUGUGAAUGCUGUAUUAAAUCAUAUGAAACAAUUUACUAAUGAAAUUCUUUCAAAACAAUGGAAAGGUUUUACUGGUAAACCAAUUGAAGAUGUUGUUAAUAUUGGAAUUGGUGGUUCAGAUUUGGGUCCUUUAAUGGUAACUGAAGCAUUAAAGGCAUUUCAUAUUGGACCACGUGUUCAUUUUGUUAGUAAUAUAGAUGGAACUCACAUAGCUGAAACUCUAAAAAAAUUGAAUCCAGAAACAACUCUUUUUAUAAUAGCAUCAAAAACAUUUACUACUCAAGAAACAAUUACAAAUGCUAUUUCUGCUAAAAUCUGGCUUUUAGAAACUUUAAAAAAUCCUACAGCGGUUGCACAGCAUUUUGUUGCAUUGUCUACUAAUAAUCAAAAAGUAAAAGAAUUUGGUAUUGAUGAGAAAAAUAUGUUUGGAUUUUGGGAUUGGGUUGGAGGACGUUAUUCAUUAUGGUCUGCUAUUGGUUUAUCAAUUUGUUUAUCUAUUGGAUUUGAAAACUUUGAAAAAUUAUUAAGUGGAGCACACUUUAUGGAUCAACAUUUUUGUACUGCUCCAUUAGAAAAAAAUGCAUCAAUUAUAUUAGCUUUGCUUGGAAUAUGGUAUCACAAUUUCUAUAAAACUGAAACACAUGCAUUAUUACCAUAUGAUCAAUAUUUACAUAGAUUUGCUGCUUAUUUCCAACAAGGAGAUAUGGAAAGUAAUGGAAAAUAUGUUACACGAGAAGGAAAAGUUGUGAAUUAUACUACUGGUCCAAUUGUGUGGGGAGAACCAGGUACUAAUGGACAACAUGCAUUUUAUCAAUUAUUACAUCAGGGUACGAGACUUGUUCCUUGUGAUUUUAUAAUUCCAAUACAAUCACAUAACAAGGUUCAAGGAAAUCUUCAUCAUAAAAUUUUGCUUGCAAAUUGUUUUGCACAAACUGAAGCUUUAAUGAAAGGAAAAAAUGAAAAUGAAGCACGAACUGAAUUGCAAAAAGCAGGCAUAAAUCCUGAACAAAUAAAUUUGUUAUUACCACAUAAAGUAUUUGAAGGGAACAGACCAACCAAUACUAUUCUUCUUAAAAAAAUAACGCCUUUUACUCUUGGAGCUUUGAUUGCUAUGUAUGAGCACAAAAUAUUUGUACAAGGAAUUAUUUGGGAUAUUAAUUCAUUUGAUCAAUGGGGUGUUGAAUUAGGAAAGCAGUUAGCAAAAGUAAUUGAACCUGAAUUAGAGAGUACUCAACCAGUUACAAAUCAUGAUUCAUCAACAAACGGGUUAAUCGCAUUUGCUAAAAAAUAUAUUUCUUAAAUGUUUCUUGAUAAAUAUAUAUAAAAAAAUUGAUGUUAUAUAAUUAAUUAAAAAUUUUAAUUAUUAUAAUGAAAUUAUCAAUAUUUAAAUUGUUAGAUAAAUAAUUUUUUAAUGUUCUUUAAAUUAAUGUUAAGUUAAUACUAAGUAUUAUAUUCCUUUGCAUAAGUUAUAAUUGAUAUAUUAUAAAAUUUUCAUUUACAUUAUGUAAUUAAUGUGAAUGAAAAAUAUAAAAUGA